Molecule: messenger RNA, 3162 nt
Organism: Scheffersomyces coipomensis
Lineage: Eukaryota; Fungi; Ascomycota; Pichiomycetes; Serinales; Debaryomycetaceae
Exons: 1
Coding region: 114-2879 (921 amino acids)
Biological process (GO): mitotic sister chromatid biorientation; protein localization to kinetochore; mitotic spindle assembly checkpoint signaling
Cellular component (GO): kinetochore
Source: RefSeq, a predicted model, not a curated record
AUCAAUCCCCAUAAUAUGUAAACAAAUGAGAAUUCAUUAGAUGAUCUAACCUUGUUUAACGGUACAACAUCAGCAAGUAUAAUAGAAGAAGUUCAGUAACUACCACUAAAGAGAUGAGUCCGACUUCUAAUAAGGAGAAUAUCAAUCUUGGACCCUUUUCCCCAUCGUUCAAGCAUCCUUCAAAGAGUAUUUUAAGAGAUAAUACGUUACCAAUACUUAAUGACAAGAGAAGAGUUUCAUUUGCUCCAGAAGUAACUUUACAUAAGUUUGAUUUCAUUCCUACUUCAGAGAAUGGUACUUCAAAGAGGAGAAAGACUAUUUCAGGUUCAAUUCCUCUGUCUCAAGAAUUCGAUAGUCCUGUUAAAAGUAUAGAUAAUGAAAUCCAUGUUAAUGGAUUAGAAGUUCUUGAAGAUAGUUCAGAUGAAUCACUGCUUGAUAGUAUUGAGAAUAUAGAGUCACCUGAAAAGGUGAUACCAGAAUACCCCAGUAAUAGCUUUGUGGAACCAGCAGAAGCUGAAGAAGAUCAAGAAGAAGAAACUAUGGAAUUGACUGGUCAAAUACAAAAUAUAAAUGAUCACAUUCAAGAAACAUUAUCUUCACUUGUCACCAUGACCCAAACAACAUCAUCAGCAGCAGCAGCCGUUGAAUUCCCAUCAGAUGAUGAAUCUGAUAAUGAUGAGAAUGCUGAUAUGGAGUUGACUGGACCACAAGCCUUCAUUGCAAGUCAUCAUCAACAACCAGAAGAACAAGAGGUUACUAUGGAAAUAACGAUGGAUAUCACUGAAGUAUAUAAUAAAACAUUACCUCCACCUGUGUUAGAAGUGAUAACAGAAGCUAGUGAAGAAAGCUCACAAGAUCCUACCCUUAAUAAUAUUGAAUCACAAAAUGUAACGGAGCUGGUACAAGAGCCACUUCAGUUUGAUGGAAAUUUACACAGUUUAGGAUUAUUUGGUCCAAUACAAACUAGUACCCAACAGGAUCUGCAAGAAUCCAACACUAAUAUCUCAAAUAAACUUCCACAAAAUGAAGAGGAAGCUGAAGUUACUAUGGAUGUUACUAAAGUCGGUCCCCAGAUAAUACAUAGAAAUCAAGAGAUUGAAGAUUCAACUAAUGAUAUUGAAAAUACCCAACAGAUGGAAUUAACUCAAGUAUCAAAUAUAAUAAGUACGACUACAGAACAAGAAAUUGAAGAUACUCAACAAAUGGAAUUAACUCAAGUUCCAACUACAAUACAGAAAGUAAGUGAAGUUGAAAUUGAAGCCGAACUGGUUGAAGAUAUUCAAGGUAGUCAACCAAUGGAAUUGACUCAAGUCGAUAGUACAAUUAUCUCCAAUGUACAAAUUGAAGUCACCGAAGAGAAUCAAACCUUACCUCAGAGUCCAAAUUCAUCGGUUGCAAGUAUUUCAGAACGAUUAAUCAGUACUACAAAGAUCCCCUUAGCUGAAGUAUCCACCAUUGAAGAUGUUUCCAAUACGGACGAAAAUUAUGAAGAUGUAACCCUUAGUACUUUCCUUGAAGAUAUAGGAGUUAAAUUUUAUGAUGAUUUGGAUAUUGAUGUGAAUUCAAUGGAAAGAUUAAGUAUCAGUAGCACUACUGAUCUUACUGAUAAUACCUUAGAAGAUUAUAUUAAAGCACUUCCAAAAUUAGAAUUACUUGCAUUAUAUCAGUUCAGUUGUGAUGAAUUAAGUAACAACAUCCGAGAUGGAAGAAAGAUGUAUUCUGAAUAUUCUAAAACUAUCCAAGUUAAUAAUCCUGUUUUAUUUAAAGAGUAUUAUGCUUCAGAUGAUGAUGAUAAAUCAUUAAUGAAUGUUAGAUUACAAUUAAUUAAAGAUCAUACUCGAUUCCAAUCGAAGAAAACAUGGUAUGAUUGGAGAACUCAAUUAACCAAUAAUUUAAUCAUUGAGUUAGAUAAUAAAAGAGAUCAAUUAAUUCAAGAUCAAGAGAAGAUUAAAUCAGAUAUCCAAAAGUUGGACGAGAGUUAUAAUCUUGCUAAGGAAAUACUAAUUACAGCAAAGCAAAAAUUACAGUCUUUAAGAUCAAUUCAAGGUCAAAUAUCAAGUAUUUCCGUAGAUGAAUUGCAAAAGUUUAAAUCUGAUUUAAUAUCAUCUAAAAUGACAUUACAAGAAUUGAAAGCCUCAUCUGAUUCCAAAGAACAAGCAUUGACUGCUUUGAAAGAGAAAAUACUGGACAUAAAUGAAUCAAUUCGUACAUUGCAGCUCGAUAUUUCGGUGGAUGAGAAAAUAAUAACCAAGAAUAGAAAAUAUGAAGUAAAUGAGAUUGAUAUUUUAAAACAAAAGUUUAGUUUUGUUCAAAAAUUAUCUAAAUUGAAAUACCUAGGACUUGAAGAAAGUGAAUUAUCCUAUGAGUUUGAUGAAUUAAUCAUUUGUAAAUUCAAUUUCAAAGAUAUAUCUGAUCAUUCCAAUAUUGUAUACUCCUUGAAUACCAACACUACUACAACUACUUUUCACAAUAAGGAAUUAGUCAACAAGUAUGCAUUGAAACUAACUACCAUAAAUCCUGGAUCAACUAUAAUAGAUAAUUUCAAGAGUUUUAAAGUAUAUUGGAAUGCGUUGAAGAAAUUAGAUUCAGAUCUUUAUACAUUAUCAUUAAAACACCCCAUCACAUAUUUAUAUUCCGAAGAAAGUAUCAAGUUCGAAAUACGAUAUUAUAGUUUUGAAAAUGAUUUUAAAUUAUUACUUGAAUGUAAUAUUGCCUUUGUUGAUUUACCCAAACAGGAUCAUAAAUUAGAGAUAACGGCUAAAUUACAAAGAUCGAAAUUAGAAGUUGAUGAAAGUUUAAUGAAACGAGAAAUGAUUAAUAAAUUAGGUACUAAUCUAUUAUUCUCUAAUCAUUCAUUACAGAGUUUGAAAUUUACCUAGACAUAAUAAUUAAUAAAAGUAACUGUUAAUCUAUGUAUUAUAAUUUUCUUUUUUUCUUUUUUUAAAUAUAUAAUAUACAACUAUAUUGAGAUUUUAAAUAGUUUCUCUAAUGGGUAGCACCCAAGAACAACGUAGCACUCAAACAUACAAUCAUAACGAUCACACCCCAAAUAGAUAAAGCCAAUCCACCAUACUUACUAAAAAGUUCAAUUUUAUUUAAUUUAGAAGCUCCAUUAAUUGGUUUGAUCAACAUAUAACCAAAUAAUCCAGGUAAGAUGAAAGA